UAGGCGAACAAGGAAGGAAGCGGACAAGGAGACACGGAGGAGGCUGCGCUAAGUGUUGGAAUGGGACACCGCUUUGUUCAACAGUAGGGGAGGGCAGACGAGCACAGUUGCUUUUUUGCCUUGCUUGAAUCGUUAAAUACAAUCAGCCCGGACGGACUAUCCCGUGUUAUCUUCUGUCUGUUAGUGUUGUAGCGUGUCGUAGAAAGAUUUGUCUUCCCCCCUGGACUCGCAGGAUUUUCCAUCGAGGGAUGUCAAAGCGAGUACGAAGCAGAGAGGUCUGCGCUGAUUGCAGUGCUCCGGAGCCACGGUGGGCCUCUGUUAACAGGGGUGUGUUGAUCUGUGAUGAGUGCUGCAGCAUCCAUCGAGGUCUGGGGCGACACAGCUCUCAAGUCCGACAUCUGACUCAUUCACCAUGGCCAUCCUCACAGUUACAGAUGGUCCAGACACUCUAUGGGAAUGGGGCUAAUUCCAUAUGGGAGCACAGCCUCCUCGACCCUUCCUCUUCAGUGAGCGGGAAGCGUAAAGCCAACCCCCAGGACAGAGUUCAUCCCAACAAGACAGAGUUCAUCAAGGCCAAAUAUCAGAUGUUGGCGUACGUCCAUCGGAUGCCUUGUCGCGAAGAUGACAGUGUUACCGCAAAAGACCUUAGCAAGCAACUUCAUUCCAGUGUUCGGACUGGAAACCUGGAGACCUGCCUAAGACUUUUAUCUUUGGGCGCACAAGCCAACUUCUUCCAUCCAGGACAACAGGAGAAAGGAAACACCCCGUUACAUAUAGCAGCGAAAGCAGGACAGAUGUUACAAGCAGAACUGUUGGCGGUGUAUGGAGCUGAUCCCGGCGCUCUGGACUCCAGUGGAAAGACCCCCAUUGAUUAUGCAAGACAAGCUGGGCAUCAGGAGCUGGCAGAGAGGCUAGUGGAGAUACAGUAUGAACUCACUGACCGGUUAACAUUUUACCUUUGUGGUAGAAGGCCAGAUCACAGAAACGGGCAGCAUUUUAUCAUCCCACAGAUGGCAGACAGAAAUAACAGCCUGGAUUUAUCUGAGUUUGCAAAAGCUGCAAAGAAGAAGCUCCAGUCGCUAAGUAAUCAUCAGUUUGAAGAACUCGCCAUGGAUGUUUAUGAUGAAGUUGACAGAAGAGAAACAGAUGCAGUGUGGUUGGCCACUCAGAACCACAGCACACUUGUAACAGACACCACAGUUGUGCCUUUCCUGCCGGUCAAUCCAGAGUACUCAUCGACCAGAAACCAGGGUCGUCAAAAAUUGGCGAGGUUUAGUGCUCACGAAUUUGCCACCUUGGUCAUCGAUAUUCUAACUGAUGCUAAACGACGGCAGUGGGGUAAUUCGUGCGAAAGUCCCAAAGACAAUGUGGAGCUGAUCCUUCAAGGAAUAGACAGCCGCCAUAACAGUGAGAGCCAGGACAACGACCAGCCGGAUUACGACAGCGUGGCUUCAGAUGAAGAUCCAGUGCAAGAGGCCACCUGUGGGGACAGCUGCAACGAUAGAAGGACCAAGAGCUCAGAGUCAUCCGACCUCUCCGAUGGACCAAUCACAGUGCAGGAGUUUAUGGAGGUGAAGAGCGCCCUCACCGCAUCAGAAGCCAAAAUACAACAGCUUCUCAAAGUCAACUGUCACCUCAGUGAAGAGCUGCGGUUGAUGCAGAGCAAACUGAACUCCCUGCAGACUGAAAACACAACACUGCGAUGGCAGGCCCCCAGCGGACAACAACACCUCCAGGGGCCCUUUGUUCGACACCCACCCCGAGGAGGUCGCGCCAUGUCCAUGUAUGAGACGGGCUCUAGUCUGAGGCAAUACCCCCACCGAGUCGAAACGGCCCGUCAUGAGGAUGGAGUCAUUUUACAGCCCUUCCCAACCAAUAUUGGGAGGGGUCCUUUGGGGACGGCUGCUUCCUCCCUCCCUACCUUCCCCUCUUCCCUGUCCUGGUCGUGGGAUGAGAGAUCUCGAAGGGGCUGUAGCCUGGAAGGACAGAGUAUGAUGCUGGAGAAUGAUUAUGACACUACGCCCAACCACUCUGAACUGGAGGAGACUGGCAGCCCUCUUCCAGCUUCUGAUGCAGGAGAGCCGGGGGAGGAAGGAGAGGAAGAUGCUACCCUACCGUGCACAGAGGACGUCAUCUGUAAGACAGAGCAGAUCACUAAAAACAUACAGGAGCUUCUGAGAGCUGCCCAGGAGACCAAACAUGAAAGCUUCCUGCCUUGUUCAGAAAAGAUCUGCAUGGCUGUGACAGAGAUGGCCGCCCUGUUUCCCAAGAGGCCGUCCUCAGAGACUGUGAGAGGGUCUCUGUGUCUGCUCACUUCAAGUGCCAGUCGGCUCCAUGGAGAGUGCCAGAAGGCUGCAGAGCACAACCCCUGCCCGUCGGACAUCCAGCUGGUCACUCAGCAGGUCAUCCAGUGCGCCUAUGACAUUGCCAAAGCUGCCAAGCAACUUGUCACUGUGACAACCAAAGAAAACAACAACUAAAAACCCAAAGACACUCAAAAUACAGUUAAUCAGUGAUGUUGCUAAUUCCACCUUAAUCAGUGUUAACGCCAUGUUUUUAUUUUCCCCCAUAUUAAUCAGUGUAAGCAAUCACAUACAUUCCUUGAGGAGGGAAAAAAUAUUUUAAAGGAUGCGCCAUGCAAAAUUACAGCUAAAUCGAGACGUUUAUUUAUUUAGUUUUUGCAUCAUGCGGAGUGAACAAACAUCUUUUAAAGAUGUUGGACAGAAUCUGUUACUAUUCUUUACCUCACAAAGAGAGAGAACAGUUUCAGCCACACCAUUUCCAAAAGUGCAAUGUUGUGUGUGUGUGUGUGUGUGUGUGCGUGCGCGCGUGUGUGUACGUUUUGUGUAUAUAAAACAAUUAGAACAACAAGCAGUUGAGCCUUCUACAUUGUACUUUCCUCCAUAGAGGUCAUCAGUUGUGGUUCUUGAGGUCGGGUGUCAGGUAUGGCUGAGCUGCCAGAGAGGACGUGAAGGUGCAAAGAGACCCGGUGUCAAGGAUCAGAAUAGAUGAACCUCAAUCUACACCAGUGACAUCAGUUUUCUCUUUAUCCUUUUUAGCCAUUUCAAGUUUUUUUUUUUUGUUUGUUUUUUUUAAGAUGCAACGACAGUAUUUUAAUCUUGAAUCAUUGUGACGCCACUUGCUUAGAGUUCAAAUGUUUGUUUAGCGAGCAAACUGUGAUUUAUGAAAACAGCUUCAGUGUGUUAAGCACCACGUAAGGCCAGCAGUACCGACAGUGUGAAAACUUUCAUUCCAUCCAGCAGCUCCAGCAGGUGAUUUCACUGUCCAGUCCCUCCGCUCUGGUUGAAGAUGUGUUUAUAAGUAAAUUAGUAGUUUUUGGAGUUAUAAAGUUACAGCCAUACUUCUGAUUUUAUGUGUGUGUGAGCAUGUGUGUGUGUUUGAGGGAGUGAUGGCCUCGACGGCCUGUGUGAAAUCCAUUUUGAAUCAAUUUUAAUAGCAUUAUGCAAAUAUAUAAGAUGUAUGUAUCCAUGUAAUUCUUUAUCAAAAUAACCCAAAUGCUAUUCUAUUUAUAAACUGUAUGUCAUACCUCUAAGAAAAUAUCAAUGUUUAUUUUCAUAAGCUUUUGUUUAACAUGAUGCUCCUCACAGAUUAACUUUUGUUUCUGAGGUUUGGGACGUCUCAGCCGGCAGUAAGUUAUAGGCAACUUGUGAUCUCUGUUUUAUUUGGUGUGGUGCUGUAACUCCAGUGUAUUAGAUGCUGACUGUGGUCAAAUACAUACAGCUAUGGUUUACAAUCACUGAUAAAGUAAAUGUGCCCUCAAAGUUAAGAGUACCUGUUGUAGAACUUGGGUCUAAUGUUUCACUUAUUGUUGUAACCGGAUAAGUUUCAACCACGGGUGGACCGAGAACUAGAAUACCCUGCACAAGUGGAGUACAUGUGAUUCAGUAUUACUCAAGCAGAAGUCAUGUUACCUGUGUAGUACUGUUGUAUUCGGUGUGAAGCAAACGUCAACACAGGACAUCGUAGAUAAAUAUUAAAAUGUACUUAAAUCAUCUUCUGUACAGAUUAUUGCACCAUGCAAAUACAUUCCUACCUGCAAAAAAGUCUAUUGGUAGGAAUUUAAUAUAAUAUUAAUAAGUAGUGUAUAAUCACCUGAAAAUAAGAAUCAUUGUGUUUUGUUGCCUUUUAAAAUGAACCCUCUAUAUCUACAGUAAGAGCGGGUCCUCUUCCACGGAGUCUGCCAUGUUGAACCGCCAUUUUUCUACAGUAGCCCAGAUCAGACAAACCAAACACUGAUCUGGAUAUCACCUUUUUUUUGCUUUUAAUGUGAAUUUUCCAACCGGGAGUUUUUCCCUACAUGCUUGAAAGAAGACGACGAGACGCAGGAGAAAGUAUUCAUUUGGUGGUUGUCAUCUGCAACUUCACUGCUAGGUGCCACUAAAUCCUACACACUGGACCUUUAAGAGACAUAGUCAUACCAUCAAAGUACAUGUAGGUACUUUUCCACAUUUAAAAUGGAACAUUUGCUUAGCACAGACACUAUAGUAUAAUGCUAAAUCCUAACAUUAGUAAAGUCCUGUUUGCCAUCAUUAGCCACCAUAAGCAGACCAAGUAAAGAGUUUUGGUGAAUUGGUGCAUUUUCUUUCUUAUUUCUUUGUAUUUGUAUGAGGAAGGAUGUGUUAUUUCUUGUUUUUAAAAAAAGUGACAGAAGGCAUUUGGAGCCCAAACAUCACAUGUUUUUUUGAUGUACUACUAACCCAGUUAAAUAAGUUAACAAUACUGCUUUAAAAAAAAAAACAA
Molecule: messenger RNA, 4761 nt
Organism: Larimichthys crocea (large yellow croaker)
Lineage: Eukaryota; Metazoa; Chordata; Actinopteri; Sciaenidae
Gene: git2b
Product: G protein-coupled receptor kinase interacting ArfGAP 2b
Exons: 21
Coding region: 249-2480 (743 amino acids)
Biological process (GO): regulation of G protein-coupled receptor signaling pathway; regulation of ARF protein signal transduction; synaptic vesicle recycling
Cellular component (GO): synapse
Molecular function (GO): GTPase activator activity; small GTPase binding
Source: RefSeq, a predicted model, not a curated record